AUGUUUGACUGCCUUGGUGUGGGUGUGGCAGCAGCAGCAGCAACAGCAGCCUCCGCUAUCUCUCCUGCUUCGGUGCCCCAACCGCUCCCCGCGCUCCCCACGCUCUGCGGUGCCUGGAAGCCGGCUCCCGGCCCCGGCAGCAUGAGAAGCCUCUCCCUUUUGCUCCCGUCUCGCUUCCAAGCCUUUACCAAGUGUCUUCUGAUCCUUGGCCUCAUUGGGAGCAGCAGCAGCCACCAGGCCUGUCCCCUGGGUCAGUUCCCUUGUGGUAAUACUACCAUCUGCCUUCCUCAGCUCCUUCACUGCAAUGGCCGUCAAGACUGUGCCAAUGGGGCUGAUGAAGAAAACUGUGUGGACAGAAGUGGGUGGCCACACCUCUUGGACCUGCUUCAGAGAACAAAGGGAGGUCGAAUGAGGACUGAAGAGAGACUACAGGAGUGCAGACUGGAGUUCUACCCCAAGGGAUGCAAGUGCUGGGGGCACACAGUUGACUGCAUGGCUCAAGGGUUGAGCGGAGUACCCAUGGAUUCUGACAAGAACAACGUGUCCCUUCUGAACCUCCAACACAAUCGAAUCCACCAGCUUCAGGACAAGCAGUUCAUUGGCUUCCAGAGCCUGGAGGGGCUCUUCCUGCAGAACAACGAGCUCCAUUCCAUAGCCCCCGGGGCAUUUACUGGCUUAGCUGAGCUAAGAAAGCUCUUCCUGAGUCACAAUCGGAUCCACUCCCUGGCUCCAAGACUCUUCCAGGACCUCUGCCACCUGGAAUGGCUGAUGCUGGACAACAACCAGAUCACCGAGUUGCCACCUGACACCUUCCUGGGACUGAAGUCUCUGUACUUUCUAAUUCUUCGGGGGAACUUGAUCAAAACAAUUGAGGAAGGGACCUUUGCCGAGCUUCCUCGCCUGGUGGAGCUAGACCUGUCCAACAACCUCCUGACAGAGAUGCCUCCGUCGCUGUACCAGGGCCUCCAAGACCUGCAGAUGCUGAACAUCUCUGCCAAUCCUCUGAAGCAGAUCCCUGUGGACCACUUUGACAGCCUCCCCCAGCUGCACUCACUGAGCAUGGAGGGCAUGGAGAUCCCCAACAUUCAGAACCGAAUGUUCCAGAAACUGGCCAACCUGUCCCACAUUUACUUCGACCACUUUCAGUACUGCAGCUACGCCCCCCACGUGCGCAGCUGUCAGCCCAACACUGACGGCAUCUCCUCCUUGGAGAACCUGCUGGCCAACCUGCUGCUGCGUGUCUUCGUCUGGGUCAUCGCCUGCACCACCUGCCUGGGCAACCUCUUCGUGGUGUGCAUGCGCUCCCUCAUCGUGCCCGAGAACUUCCAGCACGCCAUGGCCAUCAAGUGUCUGUGCUGUGCCGACUUCCUCAUGGGCAUUUACCUGUUCUUUAUCGGCGCCUCUGACCUGCGCUACGCUGGCGAAUACAACAAACACGCCCAGGCUUGGAUGGCCAGCUCCCAGUGCCAGGCCGUGGGCUGCCUGGCCAUGCUGUCAUCCGAGGUCUCUGUGCUGUUACUCACCUACAUGACGCUAGAGAAAUACAUAGGCAUCGUCUUUCCUUUUAGCCGCUACCGAGCCGGCCGCAGGCAGACCCUCGCCACUCUGGUGGCCAUUUGGUUAGUGGGCUUCACCAUCGCUGUGGUGCCCUUCUGGAGCCGAGGCCCCUUCGGCAAUUACUACGGCAGCAAUGGCGUCUGCUUCCCUCUCCAUUUUGACACUACUGAGAGCGCCAUGGCCCAGCACUACUCCACUGCCAUCUUUCUAGGGGUCAACCUGAUUGCCUUCAUCACCAUGGUCGCAGCCUACAGUAGCAUGUUCCACUCGGUCCGUGUCUGCCGUGCCCGCUCAGCAGAGCCCGGCACCUUUUCUCGGGAGGUCUCUAUUGCCAAGCGCUUCUUCUUCAUUGUCUUUACCGAUGCCCUCUGCUGGCUUCCCAUCUUCCUCCUAAAGCUGCUGUCGCUGCUGCAGCUGGAAAUCCCAGGCACAAUUACCUCCUGGGUGGUCAUCUUCAUUCUGCCCAUCAACAGCGCCCUUAACCCCGUCCUCUAUACCAUCACCACGUCACCCUUCCAGGAGAGACUGAAGCAGUGUCUUCGGCGAGAGAAUCAUUCUCUCCCCUCCUCCCAAUCCACAGGCCCAAGCUUCACCCUGGUGCCGCUCCAAGCCACUAGAGACCUGUUGGGCCCAGUGGCCCAGCACACAGGGAGGACUGCGUUUGGGCCUCAGGACUGAAAGAGGGUGACAUAUGGGGGGAGGGGGGAGAGAGUGUCUGUGUGUGUGCUAUGUGUGUGCGUGUGCAUGUAUGUGUGUGCAUGUAAGCACACAUGUGCCUGUGUGUGUGUGUGUGUAUGUAGAGGGGAGAGGGAAUCAGGGACCCAGAUCAGAGAUGGCAUUGGCCCUGAGCAUGGCCCCCAAACUGGGACCCGAGUGCUCUGGGACUGAAUGGAAGAACCAUGAUGGGGAAAGUGCCCCCUCUCCUUGCCAUGGCGGGUCCUCAUCUCAGCAGAAUGGCCUCGUGUCCACUGGACAGCCCAAGGACGAGGGGCACAAGGGAGGGAGAAGGAGAGGUCAGGCAUUGGCACCCCUGGGUUCUGUCUCAUCUCAAAGUCACACAUACUCACUUGGAAGAUGGGAACGAAGACCCAGACCUGCCCCAACCCAAACACACACCCAAACACACACACACACACACACACACACACACACACACACACACACACAUGCACACAUGCACACACAGCUGUCUGGAACCACUAAGGUCGUGUUUGUUUGGGGUGUUUUGGGACCCUCAGAUUAGAGGUCAGAGAAGAGCCCAGAAAUCUUUUUAGCCCCUGGUCCCACUGUCAUCAGACCCUACUCCAAAGACUCUGUUAGGGGAUGGGAGAACAAGGAAGCGCUCCAGGCCUUCCCCCCUGACCUCAGACCAGGCUGGUACACUCCUACUCCCACAUCCCAGGACUUUCUCCCAAUAGAUCCUCCCCACAAACCACCCCCUGACAAUAGGCCACCCAUCUCCCUGUUUAUCUUCCCCUCACCAGCCUCAUUCCCCCAAUCUUACCCACUGUCCCACCCCAUGCCAUCCUGGCCUCAGUCCUCCCUUGUUCUCUUACCAAAAAUGGGGCAGCCACAUGGUAAUGUUGGGUGUCUAGCUAUAUCUAUAGCUAUAUAGAUAUGAUUUUUCAGUGGUGGGGUCACAGAUGCCCUUUUCACCCUUCCCCCCCCCAUCUGCCCAGUUUCCCACAAUCCCAUCCUCAGCUCCCUGGGCUGAGGCCCCUUGCAGAUAUCAUAGAGAGGAACAGUUACAGGGAGGCUCUACUCCUGACUAGAUAUGUGACCUUGUCAUUUCCUUCUCUGAGCCUCAAUUUCCCAAGCCACAGCCUGAGGGGGUUGGGCUUGCCUGAGGAUGCUUCAUUUCCUUCUGGCUCUGGUAUUCAGAGAGGUUUGGUUGAAAAAGAAUGAAACUCUGGCCACAUAUGGUUAUGAUCAGGUGGCCACUGGGGGUGCAGUCAAGGCCCCUCUGGAUCAAUAGAAGAGACUGGAGGGAGGGUUUUAAUCAAGCUAAAAACCUUGCCCUGGCCCCAUCAUCCAAGGAGAUCCUUAGGCCAAGAUGGCCUGCCUGUGGCAGCAAGUGGGCUUGAGGACACACACCUGAGCCUCUAGGUGUGAGCAGGGACAGUUCUCCCUUGCCUGGGGCACACUGAGCAUUAUUAGCACCCCCUGUCCCUGCAUAUCACUCAGGAUGGUGGAAUGGAGCCUCUGACUGUGGGGGUUAGGGCCCUGGGGACUCCUUUUGAGCACAUGCUGAACACAUCUGUCCUCAGAUUUCCUGGUAGCCUUGGAGGCAGGCUUUCUGCCUAGGUUUAAAUGUUGAUUACCACCUGUGUGACUUCAAGCAAGUCCCACCCCUGCCUUGGGCUCAGUGAAAAAGGCGGUGGUCCUGUGGGACCAACCCUUUCUUGCCAUGUUGCAGGGAGGGAAAAGAGGGGGCAGAGAGAGUCCCUGCUCUUUCCCAGAUGGGUUCUUCCCUUGGCUGCCCUGAUAUCUAGCUACCAGGGGAUAUUCUGAGCUCUCCUUUGAGGGGAGGAUGGAUGGAUUCCUGCCAGCCAGGACCCCUCCCUCCAUUUAUAACAUCAUGGAGCAUAAGGGAGAUGAAGAUGAAGAGGAAAGAGAGGCCAGAACAAGGAGAAAGAAUCCACCAGGCCCAGCCCCAGCCUGGGCAUGGGCGUCCUACCUCUGAUCUAGUGCAGCAAGGAUGGGAAAGGCAGAGGCAGGAGGCAGGACCAUGCUAGUGGCCAGCCGGAAGGCUACCCUUAUCUUCCUGGAAUGAACUGGGAUUUCCACCCAUUAUAAGUUUUCCUGCCCUCAGCUUCUGAAAUGGGGCCAGGGCAGGACCAGGACCUGGCUGGUUCAGGGUCCUUUGCCACACCUUCAGCAGGUGGUGUAGAGGAUGGACCCACUGUAGGCCAGACACUGUGUUAAAUGCUCUCCAGGAUCUCCCAGUUUAGUGCCCUAGAAGUGGGGUACUCAGUGUGGGCCUUCUGAACAGUGUGGUGCAGGGGGAGGGCCUGGCUUCCCAUCCCCCCUCACACAUGACUGCGUGACUCCGAGGAGGCUAUGCCAUCUCCCUGGGUAAAAUCAGGGGGUUGGCCUUGACAGCCCCUGGAGGCCCUUUCAGCUUCAGCUUGGUGUAUGAGCCUGGGGCCCUAUCCACCUGGAUGUUCCGGUUCAUGUCUUCUUGGCCAUCAAUGACUUCCUGCCAUCAGGGGUCCAGAUGUGCCUCUCUUGAUUCACCCACACCCUGCAAGUGGCCCCUGAGAAAAAGCCAACAGAGACCAGUGCAGAAUGGAAAGAAGUCAUUCCCCAGUGCCCAGAGGGGCACCCAGGAACAGGGAGAGGCCCCUGGCAUCUUGGCACAUUUGGGACAGCUGCAGCUGGUCUCCAAUAUGGGAGGGGUUCUCCAAGGUCUGCCUAGCAGCCAAGGCUCAGGGGCCCCCAGUCAGAAGGCCUCAUCCAGUAUGGGAGCUCCCAAAAAGGUGGGAGUGGAUGGGGGUCCCCUUCCUCCCAACAGGGGGACCCAACUGGGACUUUCCUUUGCUACAUGCUACAUUACCAUCUCCCUGGCCCCAGCACUGUCCAUCAUUCCAAAUCUACUGCCUGCCGACUUGGUACUUAAAACUAUUCUGAGGCCCUUUUGGGCAAAAUUGAUGCAGCCUCACCCUAACCAGUCUCUUCUCCCAUGAUUUCUUAUUGUCUGGGACACUUAUCAUGUGCCCUCCAGACCCCAGGCAAGUUCCCUCUUCCCCAGGAAACAUGCCUCGGCCACCCAGGACCCUGGUGACCACUAGCUCUCCCUCUACAUUCAGUUCAUCUUCCCUGACCAGCUGGCCAAGAACUGCAGAGUCCAGGGAGAAAAGCCCAGCCCUCCCCUCGCUGCUCUCAGGACACUCUGAAAGGACUGCUCAUCCCUGAGCAUUUCUUCUCCUUCUCCUACCCCCAUCCUGGCUCUGUUGGCCCAAGGCCUUCGGUCAAAGCCCCCGGGGAGGAGAGACGUGCUUUUAGCCCAGAGCAUGCUGUCCCCUCCAGACUGAAAUCUAGGCUGGGUCUUGGCAGCCAAUACUGAGGAGGCAAAACGCAAGGCAGGAUUUUGGAGAGGCGGGGUAGGAGGAGAAUAGAGGAGAAAGGUGGGGCACUCAGGGUCUCCAGGUAAGCGUGUCCUCAAGGGUGGGAGCAGGAGGCUUCGAGGCCAGGGGGCCAAAGAGGGGCCAGCCCAGCUGGCAUUCUGCUCAGACCCUACUGGGAGGUGGCUUGGGAUUUUGUACUGUGGGGGUGAGGGACCAGAACUCUGUAUUCGGAUGGCACUGUGUAUUGUGAGUUUGGGCUUCCAAAAAAGGCAGGUCCCUGCUGCAAAAUCUGUUCACCAAUGGGGAGAGGACAGAUGCCUGAAUCCAGGGAGAGAGAGCCCCACCUUCUGGUGAAAAUCAGAGAACAUCAGUGCUAGACAUGGGAUAUGGGAAUUCAGUCAGUCAGUCACCAAGGCCAGAUGCAGCGCCCCCUCUGUGCCAGGCACCGUGCUAAGGGCUAAGGAUACAAAGAAAGGCAAAAGCAAGGAGCUCCUGGGGGAGAGGGGAGACGGAAGGGAUGAGCUGCCAAUCCAUAGCUCUAUACAAGCCACACACAGAGCGUAUGGAGGAGCAUUCUCAGAGGGGAAGGCGCCAAGAACUGGACCAGGAGCAGAGAGCCUCCAAAGAAGCCAGUGACUGGCUCUGAUCGGAGCAAGUGAGGAAGCAGGGCAUUCCUGGCAUGGGGCAAAGGCAUGGAGGUGGGAGAUAAGAGCAUGGGGGGGGAGGGCAGAGAAUGAGCAAGUAGACCAGGCUGGCUGAAUCACACACGCCUUUUAGUUUGCUUUUGUCUUCACAUCCCCUCCCUUCAUUUCCCCUCUCUCAUCCCUUAGAACAAAGAAUAAUAAAGAAAGAGGGAGAAAAGCACAGUUCAGUGCCACUAACCACUACCCAGAAUCCAACAGUACAGGCAGUGCUCCAUACCCAUAGUCCUCCAUAGGUGCUUUCUCAUGUUUCUUCUUUGGUGCCCAGCUUGCUCAUUGUGACCACGUGGUGUUUUUGGUCAUUCCACUGACAUUGUUGUCAUGUGCUCUAGCUUCUGUGCCACUCACUUUGCCUCAUGUUACAGAAGUUUCCUCCUCAUAUUCCGUGUAGCCAUUCCCCAAGUGACGGGCAUGUUCUUUGUUUCUAGGCUUUUGUGCUGAAUCUUUUGGUGUAUAAGGGACCUUUCUUUUUCAUCAUGGACCUUCUUGGGGUAUACGUCUAGUCACUAAUAGUCACUUUCAUAAAGUAAUUCCAGAUUGCUUUGCAGAGUGGCUGGACAAGUCCAGUUCCACCAACUACGAAGCAACAUCCCUCUCUUUCUACAGCCCUUCCAACAUUGACUAUUCCCAUCUGUUCUCAUCUUUGCUCAUUUGUUGGGGGGGGGGCGGGGGUACAACUUCUGAGUUGUUUUGAUUUGUAUUUCUCUUUGUUAAUAUUUCAAAACAAUCUUUCAUGUGGCAAUUAGCAGUUUACAAUUGUUUCGAGAGCUAUUUGUUCAUGCCCAUCAGGGAAUGGCUUUUGAUCUUAUGUAUUUGUGUUAUUUGUUCCACGUGUAAAUUAGAUUUCAGAUCCUUAGUGGAGAUUUUCGAUGUUUUUUUUUUCUAAUUGACCACUUUCCUUCUUAUCCUAGUUGCAUGGAUUUUGUUUGUGCAUAAGCAUUUCUGUAAUUCUGUAAUCAAAAUUCUGUUUUAUCUUUUGUGAUCAGCUCUAUUGCUUAUUUGAAUAAACAUUUUCCCCACUUGUUGUAACUGUGAAAAGUA
This is a messenger RNA of Phascolarctos cinereus (koala), 7366 nucleotides long. RefSeq lists its product as uncharacterized. Gene Ontology annotation, biological process: signal transduction. Gene Ontology annotation, molecular function: G protein-coupled receptor activity; protein binding. Gene Ontology annotation, cellular component: membrane. NCBI's taxonomy places the organism in Eukaryota, Metazoa, Chordata, Mammalia, Diprotodontia, Phascolarctidae. The record is from RefSeq and is a predicted model, not a curated record.